This is a messenger RNA of Microdochium trichocladiopsis, 2245 nucleotides long. RefSeq lists its product as uncharacterized. NCBI's taxonomy places the organism in Eukaryota, Fungi, Ascomycota, Sordariomycetes, Xylariales, Microdochiaceae. Gene Ontology annotation, biological process: regulation of DNA-templated transcription. Gene Ontology annotation, molecular function: DNA-binding transcription factor activity, RNA polymerase II-specific; zinc ion binding. The record is from RefSeq and is a predicted model, not a curated record. The coding region runs from base 455 to 2119 and encodes 554 amino acids. The transcript has 3 exons.
GUCUCCAACUAAUUCCUGGCCACUGCUAUUUGGAUUCUGCAUCGACCUUCCUGGGCCCCUCGAUUUCGUCGCUGAUUUGAAGCUCGAGGACCGAAUCUCUUCCGUAGUCGACGGUAGGCUCGCCUUGGUGUUUGCAGUCUACUGACGAACAGACUGUCGUCCGCUUUUCCAGGCGACUUUGGUUGUCUCGAUCGACGGACCUUUUGUCACCGGCAGCUGUGUCCUCUUCCAAGCCUUCCCAUUGGACAUUCAACCCGCUGCGUAGGCCAACAGCCGCGGGUUCCCUGCGGCCUUUUACCAGGCGCCGUCUUCUGGACAACCACUUUUCCACGAGCACGCAACUCUCGGUGCAAGCCGAGACAUAUCCACCCUGGCUUUCCUCAACCCAGACCACUUCAAGGCCAGGGCAGAGGCAGAGCGCGCUGCCCAUUCACUGGCAUAUCCUUCUCCGCCGAUGUCAGGAUCUUCGCCACUCCCGCCCAAUCCCCAUCGCGACGCUGUCUACCGAGACCAAAGGCCCUUCGACGCCUCACGACAAGAUGCGUACGGUGGGGAUUCGGGCGCGCAAGGGCGGUCGCACGGCCACAGUCCAGCGCAGUUUUCGCAGCUUCCGCCAAUGCAGAUAGGCCCCCGUUCAGCCAUUUACCAUGACACAGAACGUCGUCCAUCGCCAUAUGCGCAGCCAGAGGACUCAUCCGUGCGCCAUCGGCCGUACUCGCCCCAGCUGUUUCACAGCAAGCCGGAACCUCGAUACCCUGGGCCGUCUACCGCAUCUUCAGGCUCGUUGCUUGGUUCCACGUUCCCCAGUGUCGCCCACCAGCAAGGUGGUCAAGAAGGCGCUGACGCCUCCUCUCGUACGUCGCCAAAAUCGCAAAGGAAGACGAAGGGCCAUGUGGCGUCGGCCUGUGUUCCGUGCAAGAGAGCUCAUCUCAGGUGCGAUGCCCAGCGACCAUGUUCACGGUGCCUAAGCAAUGGCAAAGACGACGCGUGUGUCGAUGUGCAGCACAAGAAGAGGGGCCGGCCAAGACUCAGGGAUGAUCGAGAGUCGAGGUUUGAGACCGCGAGAUACGCCCAACCAGACGAGCCAUUAUCACGACGGUCUUCUUUGUACUCGCCAGCGAUAUCGACAGCCACAUCCUACGAUGACCCCCUACGACGAGCCCAGUCUUACCGAGCCAUCAAGUCGCAGCCUAACGAACCUGAGGCAACUGAUUAUCAGCCGGUUGAAAGAGCCACGUUUCCGCACGUGCACCACCAGCAACCGUCUGUCCUGGACCGAGACCAGGAUCCCGUCGCAUACCUGAACCUCGACUUAUCUAUUGCGAGGGCAUCGGAGCCAUUCUUUGAGAUGCUAGGGUCGAGAGACGUUCUGGGCCGACGGCUGGUAGAGAUUGUCAGCGCGCACGAGCGAGAUCGGCUGUCUGCACUGCAGUCUUCAUUGCAGGCGGAACAGGCCCAGCGCGAACCAAAUUACUUACCCCCAAUCUUCUUGAGAGAAGAGACAGAUCGCUUGGUACGGAGCCUCCCGCUCGGAGGAGACGCUCUUGGGAGAUUCCGGCUGGAUAGGAUCGAGACCAUCACCUUUAUGAUGGCGAAUGGUCAAUUGAAGCCAUGCCUGACGCGGAUUGGGCUGGUCAAGGAAGGCUCGAUAUAUCUCGUCGUUCUGCGUCCCGACCUCCCAGCGCAGCGGCCGCAGGGGAUGCCGCAGUCGUACGGUCCGAGAGGUUUUCCACCUCCGGCGCAGACAGGUCCACGACACCCAGGUGCUUACAAUCCUCCACGGGACCCUAUGGGCCAUCCCGCUUCGGGACAUAGCUAUGGAGGUUCCAGCCAGGGCUUGCCUGCAACAAACCAAUCGCGUCCUGAAGGGCACGGCGGACGGCCCUAUUUGGGGUCCCUGCCGCCACGAGCAGAUACAGCGGUUUCACUGUCGGGCCAUACCCCACGAAGUGAGCUCGCGGCACACCGGCCGACGCCCCACGAAUAUCAACUCCCACCGAUAAGAAUGACUCCACAGCUGCCUCCGCAGAGCACCCCGAUGUGGCAGAGAGAUGAACGUCCAGGACGAGUUGAUAUCGGAAAGAUCAUAGAUGGUCCGACGCCACCACGAAGAGAGUGAUACAGCUUUGGGAUCUGAACCCUGGUUGAACCACAUGAAAGUUGAACGUGACCUCGACUCAAGUGCAAGAUGGCACAAACAAUGGGCAAAGACUGCGCAUGCUGCUAUCGCCACUACACAAAUAGA